Messenger RNA from Porites lobata, 12283 nucleotides. Lineage: Eukaryota; Metazoa; Cnidaria; Anthozoa; Scleractinia; Poritidae. The record is from the annotation of a GenBank genome assembly.
UCUGAGCUGAAGAAGGCAAUUGCUGACAUUCCACAAAACACACCGAACGAAUCUGAAGGAUUGAUUCGAAAGUUAUAUAGUCAAAUAUUGAAUUUAACAGAAGAAGAGGUAAAAGAACAACUCCUGUAUGAUCUGAAAGCUGUCGCUUCCCGAGGUCUGCAAGAAGAGCUUAAAAAGUUGAUUCAGCGUAGAGGUUUGCAGCUGGAAGCAAUUCAUCUCGUGGUGAAUUACCUAACCAAUAUCCCAGAACUUGCAGAAUACCUAAAUGAAAACUCCAGCCAACCAGAAGUGCUACGUGACGCUGGGUUGGAGAUGAUAAAUAAAAGACUCGGACCAUAUCUUGAAGUAGUCGGCGGACUCAAAGCUAAAGGUAUCGAUGUUUCAAAAGGAUGGGCGAAAAACCUUCGCGAAAGAGCUCCUUCCUUCCAGGAACUUACAAGACUGAGUUUGCAAGAGCUAGAAAAAUGUUGCCAAGGAGCUGAUGAAGGAGAAAUUGAUGAGGUUUACAGACUGGUAGAAAAGGCUGAAUCCCAGAAAAACCAGCUCGCUGCUAUCCAACAAAACGAGAAACUCAUUCAGGAAAAUGAAAAUACAAAAGCUGUGGACGAAGAGAAGCUGAAAAAGGCUAAAGAAUUGAUGAGUGAGGCCAAAGCUAUGGCAAGUGAUUCAUCUGAGUCAUCAAGGAAAGCCGUUAAUGAAAAACUAAGUAAGAUCAUUAACACCCUUGAGCUUCCGGCGGAUUGGUUUAAGCAAGAUGAAGUAAAAACAGAUCAAUUAUUUGAGCAACUGAAUCAAAUCAUUGUAGAGCACAGCAAUAUUGUGGAAUCCGCUGACUCCUACAAGAGUGAAGUGGAAAUCAUCACCAGGGCCAGCGCUGGAAAAGCCCUGUGUGGGAUUUAUCAUUCCGAAUACAAACCACCAAAGCCAGCAGGAAGACCAUUGCUUCUAGUUCCAACAAAUGUCAAAUUAACCAACCCUAACAGUGCUCAGGAGACAAAUUAUUUGAAAUUCUCAGGAAAAGCGACAGCUUCAGAAUACGUGCGAACAGUGGAGUCGUCAAGCACAAACAUUGGCAUGGGCGUGGCUGGUUUCUAUGGCUUGUUCGUCGGGGAGGUGCAAGAAGGAUAUGGCGAUAAGCGGAUUAGCCAAGCAGACCAGUCUCUAAAAUUAUCAACCACCAGUGCAUCCGUCCUGCAGUACGUUCGCACCGCCAAGAACACAUUCCAACUCGAGCGGGACCAAAUCAACAUUUCCUUGACAGCCAAAAAAAGUGCUAAGAUGAUAACCCAGGAUGCGAAAGGCAAUGCAUCAAAGCGUGAAAAAUCAGCUCGUAUCUUCAUGGACCGAUACGGAAGCCAUUUUCCUGCGGGUGUCCAGACUCUUGGCGGCGUGUUUUUCAGCAUUGCUGAUGCCGAAAGCAAAAGCGCCAUGGAUACAUACAAGCUGACAGAGGCCGCCGUGGAUCAUCUGAAUGCUCAAAUUUCUUUCGGCUUCCUCGGUGGAGCAUUCGGUAUUGGCGCAAGUGGCACUGGUGAGUACACCACUGGUACAGGAAAAACUCACGCCAAACACGAAACUGGCCACAAUGAAAUAUUCACCUUUUCCGUGAAGUCCAUGGGUCCGCUAGCAACAAACCCGUCUACUUUUGAGAAAUUACUUUCAUACAACUCCACCUGGGCGUUGAUUGAUCGAGGCAGUUUCGAAGGCUAUAUACCAGUUUGGGAGUUAAUCAGAGAUCUUGGAAAGGACUUUGAGGAAGCAGCGGUAGUCCUGGAAGAGACGUGGUGCAAAGACGAAAACGCCAGGAAGAAAGAGUGGGAGGCGAAACAGAAAAAGACCAGCGAUUUGCAGAGAGAAAAGAAUAUGUUAGCAAAAGCAGAAGAAGAGUUAAAGAGAAUCAAGGAGGAACAACUUAAAUGGGUGAGUCAAGUUCAGUUGAUAGCGAAUUUCGUAAUGUUAAUCUCCCCUAAUUUGGUUCCUCAAAUUUCGCUUCAACUUGUGGUGGCUCGCCUGUCCGGGUUGCAGGUUUAGACAUUUGAUAGUCCUGUUAACAUACAUCUUUUACCAUCUGAUUAUAUCCUGCAGACUAAACGUGGGAUUUAAUGUGCAAUCAUGUGUUCAUUCUUUUUUUUUUGCCCGACCGACCGACCCACCUUCACGAGAGGGAGGGUGAUGGGAAACGAAACAUUUUAUUUGGAUGGCCUUAGGUACAUGUGAAAAUCGACGAUUGAGCUGGGUAAUAAUAACAGUGUCCAGUAUUACUAAAAAUACCGGUAGGAAUUCUGGAUAUUUUUCAACUCAAUACAUUUCAUAAUUGUCAUAACCAAAUCUAUGAUUUAUUAUGAUAAUCGUUUGUUGCCUCUAGUAUUUGUAAUAAGUGCUCAAUUACUAUAAUGGCACUGGAACAGCAAGCAAUUAUCGAUCACACUCUUGUCGUACUAAUCUUAAGCAAUUAACAAUUCUCUACCAAGGUCCGAAAAUUUGGAACUCUCUCCCAGCACCAAUUACCGAUUCAUUAAGCCUUUCUGGCUUUAAGAAAAAGAUGUUAGAUUUUUUACUUCGGCGGAGCGCGAAGUAAAGGUUUCGCGACGCUCAGGAAUGUAUCAAAGUUACAAUUUUUUGACAAGAUUGGGCAUGCAAAGUCUGUAGGUUUCGGUUUUAUUCGGCUAUUUGACGAAGUGAGAGCCGAAUUAAUUCGAGAUAUCUCGAGAUCACUUCGAUUUCUUUGAUUCAUUCUUUAACUUUUUCGUGGAAGAAAGAAUUAUUAUUUUGGCUUUCCCAGGGUUUGAACCGACUCACCUGUGUGACCCUCAGAUCAGAGGAGACUCUAAGUUGAGGGAUUAGCCCAUUGCGCUACUGCGACCCAAGCUAGUUUGGGAUAUGAAAAAUAAUUAUGAAAUGAUGAACUAGUUUCGGGACAAGAUUGGGCGUGCAAGUUCGUGACUUUUCGGCUUGUUUCAACUAUUUCACGAAAUGAGACCGGACUACUUCGUGAUAUCUUGAGAUCACGUCGAGUUUAGUCUUUCAUUACUCGAGGAAUAAAUAGAGGAUAUUUCGUGGCCGCGCAGAGACACGAAAGUUCUCUUCGAAUGUUGAAAAACAUUUCACGAGUGAGCCCUCCUUUCGAACUGUUUUAUGAUGAAUUUAAAGUUACAAAAUGCUGCAAAAAGACAUUUUUUCUUUUUUGAGUGUUACGUAGUAAAAUUGCUUUCAUGCGUUGCGUGACUUUCUCGAACGUUCUCUACGUUUUUGGAUUAGCCAUGAAUAAUUAAUUACGGCAUGUUUACAUUUCAGCAUGAGUCAGCAGAUUUGCAUCAGUUACUGAAAUCAUAAAAUACCGUAUGUCGAAAAGCUACUACUAUUCGCCAGCUGUUUAGUAUUUUCUAGAACCUUAUGUCAAACGGUAUACAAGUUCCAAGCGAGUUCUUUUGAAGAACUAAGUUUUUUCCCACGAGCUGGACUGCUGUGUUUAGUCAAGUAUGACGAAGGUCGAUUUUCAGGUAUUGUGUUUACAAGUUCGCGGAAGUCGUAAGAUGAUAUCUGAAGUUCAAGUAAGAGUUUGUUAUUAUUGGUAGAGGCUGUUUAGUUUUACUCAAUGUUCAAGUCAAGUUUGUGUUGGUGGGUGCUGUGUUUUAAAGCUCUGUAAAGGCUAUGUUCCUUUGGUGUUAAACUUCCUUGUGUUAAUCCGACAUCCCUGCGUGCUGAUAGUCAGUGAAUAAUUAUCCUCAAAACAUUCGAACUCGUGACUUUGAGUUUUAGCCAAUUCCAUGCUCAACGUAAUUGACUCCUUACCCAUGCCUUACAUAUCUUUAAUCAGUACAUGAGACUGCUAUGCUGUUUUGCAAGCCUGAUGUGACUAAGAAAAAUAAAGAAUUGUUUUUUUAGAAGGAUUUGUAUGGAGUCAUCAGAGCAUAACUGGGCUAACAUCUCGGAGACAAUUUGUCCCGAAAUGCUAGUUUUUGGCAAGUAGGCCUCUUGGAUGUUGCUCUUUUCAGAAUAUCCUGACAAAUCCCACAAUUUCACAAAUUAACACCUUACUCUUAACAUAUUUGAUUUCUUACUAUUCCUCCGCAUUUACAAUUAAUUAGUUCCACAACCACGACGUCGAAGUGUACGCUCCGUAGCGUCUUGUUACUAAAAUAACCCUGCAUUGGUUAAGCCGCACACGCGCAGCACUUAUGUUAUCUGCAGAUGUUGGUGGUUUCUUGAAGUCUCAUCACCAAAACUAAUCUAGCUGUAAAUGAUGAUAAUGACGAUGCUCAAGUUUAGUCAUUUUUUCAAGAUGGAAGAGAAAAAUAGCCAAUCGAAAUUAAAAUAGGGAGCUUUCAAUACAACUCUGCGUAUAUAAUAUAUAACGAAUCUAUUGCGGCUAAUACAGGAAAAUGUCAGAACAAAUUGGCUUUUCAGGUCAGAUCAGUGAUCUUAUGAACGCUUUUCCUGCUGAACCUUGCCCCAUAAAAAAAAAUUAUUUCCCUAAAUUUUGUACUUUUGGCUGAGGGGUGUAUACUUAGCAGGCAAACUUCGGCAGAUAUUCUGUUUCUAUUGUAAGAUAGCGACACAGAAAACUGUACAUGUUCCUGUGAUAUUUUAUUGAACACCUUGCGACCUGCCCUUACGCGUAAAAAUACAUUUUUUUCGGUAGGGCGGAUACGCCUUUUAGAGUCACAAAUGGUACAAGGGAUGUAGAUUCAAACGAGUAGUUACGGGCUGUUAGCCAAACGAAUACAUGUAUACGCCAUUGCCCCGCAAAUAACACAAAAUUGGUUUUCGUAUUCUCACACCUUCACGUAUCAAAAAUGUGCAACUAAAGACAGAUUAAGACGCGCCAAUCACAUUUAGAGUCUUCAUAGCCAACAACAACGCGGCUUUAGUUAUCUGACAGACAGCAAUAACAUCGUGACUUAAUUGACCAAUGAGGUCAAUGGCCAGAUUUUAAUACCAUCAACUGGCGGAUUCAACUCUCAUUGACUCUGAAGAUGACUUCCACAUAGCUUGUAGAAACGUCAGUCACGGUUAACAACAACAGUCCUAUUCAGGACUAAGUUCACCCGGACGAUCAUACUUCACCUCCUGAAAAAUGACUCCUGGGCCGAGUUGUUCAAAGUUGGGUUAAGAUGACCCAGGUUAAGUGCGAAAUUUGAUGUCAGAUUUGAAGGCUUAAAAAGCAAAUUCAUUUUAAUUCUUUUUUCUCUACAUAUGUUGAUAAGAAGAACUGUAAAUAAUAGAGAAAAUUAUUCUAAAAAACGCUGUGGAACAAAAGAAAAAGAAACACGGGUUAAAAUUUAACCUCAGGUUAGCGCUAAUCGGCCUUCGAACAACUGGGCCCUGGGUUCAAACCGUUCAUAGAUAUAUAAGUACACGAAAUGCUUUACUUUUGUUCACAGGUUGGUCGUCUUCCAAGGGGUCAUCGUCCGACAAAUGGUAGUGUCAUCUUUGAUGCAGGUGGAAUGGAAAAAGCAGAUGUCUAUGACAAAGCAGUCGAGCUGAUCAAGAAGGACCCGCGUCACAACAUCUGUCAGAUAGGGGAACCAAUGGAAGAGCUUCCGCCUGCUUACGUCAGGUAAUAUUACUAUAUGAUACACUUAAUGUCAGGACCCGAAGGAAACGGAGAGGUGAUUACUACUUACACAACCUCUGACCUUGGUGGAGAUCUUGUGCAUAAACUUAGAACUACAAAAUUUGACAUGGUGGGAGAAAGGCCCACUACAGAGGACUACAAAGUAUGUAUCCAAAUCAGACUAAAAAGAGCACAAUAAUUACAUCACCUCAAAACACAGCCCAUGUUUUCUGAAGCUUCCUAAACGGAGUGGAGCGUAGCUUUAUUUUGCAACCUGAAUUUCCGAAAUGGUAAGUACCCCAUGUUUUCCAAGACGAGGGAAAAAAAACUAACAGAUUUCCCGAGGGACCUGACAGUGAAAUUGAGUGUUUUGUCAGUACAGAAUUCCUAGACUUUGACUUUAACGCGAAAAAGAAUUUAGAGCGAAUCAAAGCAAUGUCGGUACUUACAAGAACACAAAUGUGUUCUUGCGUUCAUUAACGAAAGGAAAAACUGGCAGUCACUGCCACUUUCCACCGUGCUUUGGUCAAGAGCUGUUGUCACGAUCGAGAAUAAGAGAUACCUAGUAGUAGUAGUAGUAGUGGUAGUGGUAGUGGUAGUGGUAGUGGUAGUGGUAGUGGUAGUGGUAGUGGUAGUGGUAGUGGUAGUGGUAGUAGUAGUAGUGGUAGUAGUAGUAGUAGUGGUAGUAGUAGUAAAACUUUAUUAAAGUGUCAGCUGUUCUAGGGCAUAAACACACUAAUUGCAUGGUGACACUGGAUAAUAAAUAAAAUAAAAUAACACAUUAAAAGAUUAAUUCAGCUAUUACAUAACUGAAAAUGUAAAUGUAAAAGGAGAUAUAAUCGAGAUCUCCGUGCUGACUCGCCUGUUAAAUUUUGGUCAGCCAUCAAGAUACUCUAUCCUAACAAGCUACGUUCUGAUCCAGGUAAAAUAUACCUGCAGUCUCGAACAGGAUGGACACGGAAUCGUUAUUUCAAAGAAGGCACAGGAAACCUUUGUGGCCGCAAAUUCCUUUUUCCUGUUCACUUAAGUAAAAAAAUAAAUAAAUAACAGAUACUCUGCAUUCUUUACUGUUUAUUUUCAACAGGGUCACGAUCUUAAUAGGAAGGAAAAAAAAAAAAGAGGCCUCAGGGCUCAUUAAGACAAUAAAAUUUCAAACGUAAGAAUCUGUCAAUAAGCCGAUGACGUUGUUGAACUUUCCGUUAAAAAAAAAUGAAGAUAAAAGGCUGACGGGGACUUCGUGUCAGAGGAAAUGCAGGUUUGUUUUAUGGUCGGAUAUCCUUACUCAAACUGAUGCCAGUGAAACAAGACUAAUAUCUUCUAGUCACAAAAUUCUUGUCUAAACGUAAAAAUAGCAUUUAGAAAGAUAUAAAAUGAGUUUCUGAAAUAAAACCAACUAAUAGUCCCACUGCGCUUUGUUCUCAUUUCAUACUACAUAAGAGUGGAACUAAGUAAAGAAUGACAAGAGGUUCAUGACUGGGGGGGAAAUGUGACAACAUCUUGACUUCGUCGGACUUUUCCACACUUCCACACCUCUGAGAAGUCUGGAACUAAGUAAAGAAUGACGAAGCGUUUGUGAAUACGGGAAAAGUGUGACAUUAUCCUUACUUUGUCGUAUUAUUCCACACUUCCACACUUCUUAGAAGUGUGGAAGUAAGUAAAGAAUAACAAAGUGUUGGUGACUGCAGGAAAAGUGUGACAUUAUCCUUACUUUUUCAGAGUUUUCCACACUUCGAAACCUCUAACAAGUUUGGAACUAAGUAAAGAAUAACAAAGUGUUUGUGACUACGGGAAAAGUGUGACAUGCACUUCUACGCCUUUCAGAAGUGUAGAACUUUGGAUGAGAGGAGAAAAAUGGGGUUCAUUCACUCUUCCACACCUCGGAGAAGUGUAGAGCUAAGGAUGAAAAGAGAAAGUAGGGAUCUUGUGGCCAGCGCUGGACAUUCGUCAUUUAAAAUACUCGUGCUAGUUCAUUAUUUAUUGGGCGCUUUAUAAGCCCUUAAAAAGAAAUAUCAAAAUUUAACGAAAUAUAAAAUUUGAUAAAAAAUCAAAGUUCUUAAAAGAUAUAAUCAGAGAAUAUUAACUAUAAAAAUGAAAUGUCAAUGUCCACAGAAAGUUUAAAAUAAGCAAUCUGAAACAAAUAGGUUUUCAGGUUAGAUUUAAAUUAAUGGUUAAUUUUUCGGCAGAUCUAAUUUCAUAGGGAACAGAAUUUCACAGUUUCGGCGCUGCAACGCUGAAUAAACGGUCUCCAAACGAAACGGUGUUUGUACUUGGCACUUUUAGUAGGGAGAUCACGUAAAAACAUUUAUCAUAUGACAGAAUCCGCGAAACGAAAAGAUGAAGCGAGUCCUGUGUUCUGAUUGGCUACCCGAGUGGGCAAGAUGGGCCCAUUUUCCUCGCUGGGAAUUUCCCGCGUUGGUCCCGCGCAAGACUGAAAAAGUUCUCUUUUGGACCAGAUGGUUGUAUAUUGGCCUCGUUCAGUUUUUUGGGGCUUUGUGGAGAAAUUUCGCCGAGGUAAAUCUUGCUUUUUCUGGGUAAUUUUCGACGGUUUUGUAUUCAUUUUAUUUCAGCACUGUUUUAUGCUCUUUCGACCGAUUUUUGUACUGUUUUCAGACAACUCUAAGGCUAUUUUCUUACAAUUUUAUACUGUUUUUGUAUUUUUGCAUCCUAUUUUUGAUAUAUUUUCAUAAUGUAUGCGUGCUAUUGCUUUUCUUCUUCUGUGGUAUUUUAAUACUAUUUUCAAAGUAUUUUUAUUGUAUUUGCAAAUACGACUAUUUUACUAAAUUUCGAAACCGAUUAAACAGCUAUUAAAAUAUAUUUUGAAACAUAACAUUUUAAUGGCGUUUUAAACAGGUUAAAACAUCUUUAAAAUCAGUUGAAAAAUAUAUUUAAAAUAUAUUUUUGUACCCAUUUUAAACCUGCUUUUUUCAAAAUACCUUUAAAAUUGCCAUUAAAAAUAGUUGUAAAAUAGUACAGCAAAUUAAAAUAUGUUUUGAAACUGUUUUUAUCCUAUUUUUCUUCCGAUUUAUAAGGUAUUUAAAAACUGCUUUAGACCUGUUUUGAGCCUUGCAAGACCCCUGGAGUUUUUUAUUUAUUUUAAAAGAAUUUAAAAUACUUUAAAAAUGCUUUUUUAAUAGCGUUUUAAACAGGUUAAAACACCUUUAAAAGCAAUAGAAAAAUACAUUAAAAAUACACUUUUCACCCUAUUUAAAACCUAUUUCACAAAACAGGUUAAAAACAGUUUUCAAAAAUAGCUUAAAAAUACAUUCAAAACAGUGUUGGAUUUGGUAAGGGAAUUGAUACGUUUAUCAAAAAUCACACCAAUGUUCUGACACAGUCUGAGGGGCUGAUAGAAUCGUUGGCAAUGAAAAUAAGGGAAAGCAACUGCCAAGGACGAAAAUGAGAGCCGAAAACGAGGAAUUUCGUCAUAUUGGGUUAUUCCAGAAAAAAUCCACACCCCCCCGACGGAUGGGAUCCUUUUUUAACCCCCCCUCUCACCUGGAUUUCCUGAAGCACAAGACCCCCCUCCCAACUGGAUUUCCAAGGUGGAAGACCCCCCCUCCCGCCUGGAUUUCCGGGAAAAAAUAAAAGGCUUAAAUUUAAUUUAUUUUUAAUGGAAAAUACACGCAAACACGUCUAAAUGUUUUUGUUUUAAUUUCUAAAGCUUCAGCUUAUAUUAAACUAAGAAUUCUAUCGCGUGGAACUAAAAACGAAAGGAGCAAAAAACAAAAAUGUGAACGACACCUGAACGAGUGUUUACAUAAUUUCUUAGCUUAUAAAAAUCACUCUCCGCUCUUCGCGCACGGGCUCUGGGUACGAGUAGAAAUGUGUCAGGCGUUUGACGCUCUUCGUGACAACAAUGUUGCGACGAGUUCCUUCAGGCCCGUUCUUUAGUAUCUUGUUCGCGUUUUCUGCUAUAAAAGGACCUGUAAAGCAACUUAGAUUAUCAUUUAUGUCAGGUGAGAAAUAUAUGAACAAAAUAUUUUGACUAUUUUCAGGGUCUGAAAGCGCUUAAGUGUCAUCGAACUAAACGUUUGAUUUGUAUCAACUAUCGGUCGAAGUGACCCCUGCAGAAGACUUUUUUAAGGUCAACCCCCCCUCUCGCCUGGAUUUCCGGAGUCUUCGACCCCCCCUCCCCCCAGAAUUUCCAGAAUCCCAUCCGUCGGGGGGGUGUGGAUUUUUUCUGGAACAACCCAUUUGAGUUUUAGUCGAAUUGAGGACAUCCAAUGGUCAGUCACUAAUGCAAGCUUCCAAUCUGAUAGUAGUCAAAUGACCAGGUAGGUUCGAAUCAAACGACAAGUAUAGAUUUUCGAGUCGUCCACUUACCUAGACUAAAAUCCUUGCUCCCAACUCCGCGUAUUGUUGGCAAGGCUGUUUCACUGGACUACUGAUCUUAUGCUGUUUCCAAUACUCCUCCAAAUCGAUCCCCAUGCAGAGCACCCAGCACGUGAUAUCGAUCCGUUCUCUUCCUCUUCUCUCAUGUGAUCGCCUGCUGAUCGCUGUCUUGUAUGCCCGUUCCCUGACAUUCUGUAAACGUGUCCAGAGAACGUCAUGAUUGUUUACCGUUUACAUUACAUGGCAAACAGGUCAGUUAAGGUUUGGGCAUGGUAAGCAAAAUUCAGGACUGGUAAAUUUCGUCCCGGAAUCGCAUUUACCAUUUGAACAAAUCAGUUCCAUUUACUGAAAAACGGCCACAGACAGGGGGUAUACAACAGAAUUUUGAACAGGGGCGCUCAGCUCCCAGGUCGAACCCCUCACCCUUUAUAUGCCACUUUUCAAAGAAAAAGUCCGCCUUCCGUGUACCUUCUAUUGACAAAUGAUACCCCUUCCACAUACUACUUUAAAGGGGUGCAUCCCUUUUAACUGCUGUAAAUGCACCGUCUUUUAAAUGAAAAUAAAUCAUUAGACCAGGAAGUUUUCUUGUCUUUUUCACAGCUACAAAAUGUGCCCGUUAGUCCUUUUAGGUCCCUUUACAGAGCGCAAUGACAGAUAUCCCUACCCUUUAAAUAAAGAUGCUUCAACUACUAAAAUCUCUACCCUUUCAUAAACCUGAAGCCUGAAAAAGAUACCCCCUUCGGGUGGAGCCUCCAAAUAAAGGCUAUUAUAGGGUAUUUCACAGUGAAACAGGGCUGUUGGUGGACUAUUUUAUUCAAGAGUUUCAACUUUGAGCUUCUAAAAGAUAUCGCCACUUUUCCUUGCUGGCCUCUAAGUCCCCAUCUGCACGAUUAUUCUUCCAAGGUAGGUGAGCCUCAGUAUAACGUUUUCUACAGGCUCUCCAUUCACCGUCAGCUGCAUAAAAGUUUAAGCCUUGUCACGCAGAGGUUUUUGGGCGAGUCGUAUCCUAAAACACCUGCGUGGAAGUUUGAUGCCCUCUUAUCUGCAUUCUUAGAGUCUUAAAAUUGGAAAAGACCGUUUACGAAAGGGAAAUUUUCGCCUUUCACGCCCACCACGAUUAACAGCGAAGAAGUGGAGAUCCAAUUAAGUUAUCUCUUAACGCCAAAUCUGAAAUUUACUUACUGCAUUCAAAAUACCUGUGACUGGACCUAAACUGAUUCCCUUAUUGAUUUGGGAAUAUCAACCUUAUGGUGGCAAGAGGGUUUGAAAAAAUGGUGUAUCUCCCCCAUGCUUGAGAAACGGUAAAAUUUACCUCAUCUGUACGCAGUUCGUUCACAGAGAAGGUGGAGAACCGUACCGACGCUUUCUUCUAAGAAAAAAUAGGAUCAACAGGUGAUUAGAUAACCCUGAACACCUGCUGAAUGUAAAACAGUAUGACUUUUCGCCACUGAUUUCAGCAAAGCUUUUGACGCUGUUUAAGGAUAAACUCCCUUAUAAUCCAUAUAUUAGCAACUGGUAUUUGAACUUGUUAAAGGAAAGAUAAGAAAGAAUAUUAAAAUUUUUAGUACUUGUAACUGUUAAGUACAAACUUAUCAAGGUAAAUAAAUAAUAAAUACGAAUAUAUACUUGGCUCUCUAAAUAUAGAGGAGUACACUCACUCAAAAAUAGACGUUCUAGUUUUUAAUACGUACAAUAGUUUUAGCAAACAAAACUCCUUUACAAUACUAUUUAAGGUGCUGUUUUAAAAGUAAAUAAACGACAAAGCCCGUGCAGUAUUUUUAGGAAGGCAAGAUCACAAUAUUCUUCAAAAGGAACUGAAUUCUAGUGCAAAGCUAGCGCUCGCCAAAAUGCCCGAAAUUCCUCUCUGCUAUAAACAGAUCAUUAUCAUAAAAUAUUUUUGUGAGAAUACACAAUGUAGAUCUUGAGAUCUUUGAUUAUUUAGAGUGGCUGACGAAAGGAAAAUUAUUAGUAAGAAAAUGUUGCGCUUGUAUUAUCACCAAUUUCCUUUUCUCUCUUCUAUAAUCUAUGGAUUUUGGUAAGUCGUUUAUGUAAAGAAGAAGCAAAAUUGGGUUUCUUAUAACGUGCUCAGGGGUAGCCUGAGCGCAGACGAAACUAAACUCUGGUUAACCAGAGUUUAGUUUCAUCUGCACGCAGGCUACCUCAGGGGCAGCCUGCAUAAACGAUUUUUAACAGAUAACUUUUUUAAACAGGUUGGCUUUUGCCGCUCAAAAAGAACUUAAUGCUGAAGACGCUGUCAAGUAUAUGUCCAAAUAUAGAUUGAAGUGUUGGAAAAUUCCAGAUGACAUGCCCACCACAUUUUGUGAAGGAGAGGGAACACUGUUCUUCAGUGAGUUGUUCUUCAAAUGGAAGGAUUCUGUUCCUACACAAAAAUGA